AUGCAAGAUAGCUCGCCGCUAGGCAUGGAUAUACCAUCGCCAUUACAUAUAAUAAAGAGGGGGAGGUCUAUGCAGGUCCUCCGCUGUACCCCCAGGAAGAUCAGCAACGAAAGUGUUGAUGACGAUCCUAACCAACCACUAACCAUUACAAAGAAUCGAAAAUAUCAGGACAGAUCUAUUAUAAAGAAGAAUUUAACCCGCGUUGAUGAAGUGGUACUCAGCCGAAGCUUUCGGAACCAAUCAGGAGGUGUUACCGCCAACAUCGCUUCUAACAAGGCUUGGGAUCCUGUCACACCGAGACUUAUAAAUGCUCCAGUAUCUCGCCGGUCAUCAAGCUUAAAAGUCGGACGACCGACAUCUCCUACAUUCUUCUCUCGGUUACGUUCUUUGUCUAACCGGAAGACCCUAUCUUCAAAACCCGACUACUAUCAGCAUAGUUCGCAUACUCUUAGCAGCUCUUCAGAUGAAUCAAUACUCAAGUCUUCUAAUGAAUACCCAAGGGCUAGAUCAUGGGAUCGAUCAUCGGAUUCCGAUUAUUCGGUUCCUUCGAUAUAUCCCAAUGAAUUCGUAGUGAAUAGAUUCGAUGGUCAAACCUUCGAGAGUACCCAAGGACCAGAUAAUAUUAGCCCUGAUCCUUACAUCCUCGUCCCGCAUAUCUCAAUUAUACCAGAAUCCAAAUCCUUAGAAGACGGACAAUCGGACGUUUGGACAGCUAUUGAGAUAUCAGGCCGACUAUUUCAUCCUCGAGGCGACAACUCAGCUUAUGACACCGACCAGGCUCCUUUCAUCCCCGUUCACCAUUGCGAUAUUGGUUUAUCAAGAUAUGGCUAUCUAUAUAACAUAAGGGUAGAUGUUUUGCCGGUCGCGGAGGGUAGUGUUAUCGAUCUUAUAGGGGAUACUAUGAUAAGGACAAUAAGUCCUGGCACUAGCAUUCUCCUUUUAGCUUGUAUCCGGCUGGGGACUUCGAAUUUGAUAAAACCAAGGGCAGAUAGGCAUGACCCUGACAGUCUCAUUGCCGACCUUGAAAACCAGCUGGGGAGUGCCCGGACUGAAUAUCUGCAAGUUAGGGUUCACUAUUGUCAUUCAGGAUUCCCUAAAUUUGGGAAGGCUUCCAUUGAUAACGAUACUGGUGGCAGUGUGUCGACUUGUCAGACCCGAUUAGAAACAGCAGUGACUGGAACUAUUCAACAACAUGCUUCGACAUCUGCAUGGUCUCCUCGGCCAACCCCGCCAACUAAUCCUUUAUUUCCUAUUAUUGCUUCUCACUGGGGCCCAAUUCGGGCCAACGAAAUCAUGCAAAGAAUAAUGUCAAAUCGACCAACUUCUCGCAGAACAGCCAAAUGGAUGAGAAUUGGACAGCGCGACAGAACUGGAGAUGUCCUCCAGGUACCAAACCGGGCAGGAACAGCUCCUCCCAUCCCCCAACGGCAGGCUAGUCUCAAGCGGUUGUCCCCGGAAAGAAUCUCCGACCCGGCCAGGAAAAUCUGGACAGAACUGCGCCGGACGUCCUCCGGUAACCGCCCAGCUUUCCACGUAAGUAAAGCUAAUCGGCUCCCCGCCGCUACGACUUUUGUGGAGGCGCCUAACUCCGAGGCUAUCAUCCGUCCCGGAUCAACGCGGCCCGAGUCUAGGUCGGACGUUCAGCGGCAACGCGAGAUGAUACGGGAGACUGCAGUGCGCAAUAGGAGGUCUAUAGGUGCUGAUAGCCUAAAGAGCUUAGUGCCGUCGGUGGUCGAUACAGACCCAGGAAGUAGAGAUGAUGGUGCUACUGGUUCUCCAAGCACGACUGGUAAGCAGGAGGUACAGACUGAUAAACGUAAACGAGAUGGGCGUUGGAGUUUAGGGGGUUGGUGGUGA
Daldinia caldariorum is the source of this 1857-nucleotide messenger RNA. RefSeq lists its product as uncharacterized. NCBI's taxonomy places the organism in Eukaryota, Fungi, Ascomycota, Sordariomycetes, Xylariales, Hypoxylaceae. The transcript has 3 exons. The coding region runs from base 1 to 1857 and encodes 618 amino acids. The record is from RefSeq and is a predicted model, not a curated record.